This is a messenger RNA of Acipenser ruthenus (sterlet), 8024 nucleotides long. Its product is annotated as NALCN channel auxiliary factor 2-like. Gene Ontology annotation, biological process: calcium ion import across plasma membrane. NCBI's taxonomy places the organism in Eukaryota, Metazoa, Chordata, Actinopteri, Acipenseriformes, Acipenseridae. The record is from RefSeq and is a predicted model, not a curated record. Bases 465 to 1724 code for a protein of 419 amino acids. The transcript is spliced from 3 exons. Gene Ontology annotation, molecular function: stretch-activated, monoatomic cation-selective, calcium channel activity. Gene Ontology annotation, cellular component: plasma membrane.
UCUCUGCAAAGCUGAAGAUGGCGACAGACUGAAAAAAAGGGGAGCAAAGGGGGGAAAUCAGGAUGGUAGAGGUGCAAAUACACCCCUUUGCAUCAGAAACGGAAGAAAAAAUCAAAGAGAAACCCGCUUGUCCAAAGAUGACAGUUGUGCUAUUUCAUCUUUGCAAGUGCUCUGCGUUUCCCGAGAGCUGCUGAAGGGGUGAUAAGGAUGCUAAAGAGGAUUUUGCAACAUCCUGAAAUUAUGGGUGUAUAGGGAAGAUUUGGUCGGGCUUUUUUUUCCCUUUGCAAUGGAUCGUCCUGAAAAUUAGACGCAGAGUAGGGGAAAGAGGAUUGCUUUCUUUAUUUCAACACACGAACAAAAAAAGCUUCCCAUCACCAUGCUGCAAAGGAGGUAGGUGACAUUGUUUGGGGGAAAUUGGAGAGGAGAAAACCCAACUGGAGAUCGCUUUUGUCUCCCCCUAAAAUAUGAUCAGGGGUGCUUGGAUGUAUCGAAGGGAAGAUGAUGCCGUGUUAAAAAUCUGUUGUGCACCCAAACAAAACGACAAACCCUGCGCCGACUCCGAGAGGGCACAGAAAUGGCGAAUGUCUUUGGCAUCCCUCUUAUUUUUCACUGUCCUUCUCUCUGAUCACCUCUGGCUGUGUGCUGGAGCCAAGCUGAGGUCCAAGGAUAGGGGGCUCCGUACAACGUGGGGCAAUGCAACUGAUGUGGGUUAUCUACAAUUCGCAUCAAAUCCGCCGUUUUCGUUGUUAAGGGAUCAACUAGUACUAAAUAAAAGGAGGUGUGAUAUUUUUCUAAGCAAUUCGACCAAAUCUGCUGCUCCUAGUCCUCGCUGCACUGAGGAUCAAGACCACCUAGAUCUGGAGUCAGCCUGCACCAAAUUGCAUUUGCAACAGCCAGGCUUUGGGUCCUCAUUAUCAGCAUCAGCAUCGCCAUCACCGUCAUCUACAGAGUUCUUGUUGUCUUAUUUUAGGAAUUUGAGCCUUUCCUUUUGUGAUUCGUAUUCCGUCUCAGACCUGCUGGUGGGUAUGGUUAGCCCAGACGGUUUGGAUUGCAGUCUUCAGAACAUGCUUCGGGAUUUAGGUAGAGGCGGGGGGGACGAUGGAGAUAUCUGCAGCAACUGCAUCCAGGCUUAUGUGAGGCUGGACCAGCACGCUCAGGAAAAAUACGAGGAGUUUGACUUCCUCUUUCUCAAAUAUUUACAAUCAGAGGAUUUUUCAGUGAGAUCAUGUAUAGGCGACUGUAAGGCAGUCUACAAAGCCUGGUUGUGUGCGGAGUAUUUCAAUGCCACCCAGAGCCAGUGCCAGAACAGAAUUCCCUGCAAGCAAUACUGUCUGGAAGUCCAGACCAGUUGUCCAUUUGUGUUACCAGACAAUGAUGACCUUAUCUAUGGUGGAUUAUCAAGUUUCAUCUGUACAGGGCUACUAGAAGACCAUUUAACUAAUGAAGAACCAGAAUGUUGUGAUGUCAGAUGGAGCUCCUGUGGUCCACCAUUAGACGGUGUCUACAACGCAUCUACCAAAUUCAUGGACUCCAGCAUGCAUCACCAUCGGACUUCUCUACCUGUAUCGGCAGCCUCGCGGCUGUGCAACAGCAGACUUAAACUGUGUGUGCUGGUCUUGAUCCUCCUGCACACCGUCGUCACUUUUUCUACAAUACAGAACAAUGGCGGAGUCAGCUUGGAGGCUCUUACCACAAUGGAGGACAGCUCGACAAGAGAGGAGUGAAAUUCAACACCCUCCCCCCCCACCCCAGACAAAAACAAAAUUCAAACGAAAUGGAAAACAGGAAGUGUUUAUUUUCAAAAGGAGGCACGCGGUGUUCCUUAAUUUAAACAAAGGCAUGACAAAAAAAGAGAGAACACGGUCACAUGGAAACAAGAAGAACAGAAAUAGGUAAAUGCCUGUUUCUUCUCUGCACCUUGAUGACUAUUCUUUUCCAACAAGGUAAUAAGCAAUGUCAGGAGAAGGGUUUGAUGCACGUGGCCUUUUAUCAACUUCAUCAUGCUGUGUGGAGAUAACAGGUUGGAGCAGAGAUAGGGGGAUCAUUUUUAUGUAUCAUUUUAUAUAUAUGAUAUCAUUUUAUGAUAAUAAUUACACCUAGAUAUUCUGGCAAUGAAACUGAACCCCUAAGUGGAUAUAAAGUGUAAUGACCGGUCAUAAGAAAUCAGUAAGAGUAGCAAUCCAAUAUAGAAAAUGUUAGCAACACAAUGAAAUAUGGGCUUUUGUACACUCAAGAAUCACAUCCCUUUCCCUUCCAAAUGAAAAAUGUGAGACAGUGAAUGAUAAAACAGCUGCAAUCAUCCCUGGUGAGCAAAAACCACUUUGACAGGCCACCUACAAACCGGUCAUAAAUGGUGGUCUCGUUUUCAAGUACUUGGGUGACAACUACGUUGUGGAAGUGAUUACACUUUCUUUGUUGAAGCGGUGCUCUGCACAGCUAUACUGUGAUUACGACUACAGCGGAAGGGCAUUUUGUGGAUUUAAUCACUUCCAUAAUGUGGGGACUAACUGGGGUGUUUGAUCAGCAUGCAAAAAGCAACCGGCUGUAGGUUUAUUCCUUACGAAACUGUGGAGAGAGAUAAGGUUAGCAAAGCAGCUUCCAGGCCCUUGCUAACAAUACAAUGCUGUGUGGCAGUUACAGUUAAAACAACAUUAGAAAUCCCGUGUAGUAUAUGUAACUGUAUUUUCAAAGAUUGUCAAUGUAAUAAUUGUCACCGUCCAGUAUCAGCUAAGCAUCUACCUAAUAGUGAGAGACCAGGCAGACCAAGGUAGUUGCAUAGUAAAUACAUGUGUACUUACACAGAAUUCCAAUGUACUUAACAUGCAAUUGAUAUUUACCCCAUUUUUCUCCCAACUUGAAAUAGAAAAUGAUUAUUAUUUUGGCUCAGCUCACCGCUACCACCCCCGUGCUGAUUCGGGAGCGGUGAAGACGAACACACGCUGUCCUCCGAAACGUGUGCCGUCAGCCGACUGCUUCUUUUCACACUGCAGACCCACCAUGCAGCCACCUCAGAGCUACAGCGUCGGAGGACAACGCAGCUCUGGGCAGCUUACAGGCAAGCCCGCAGGCGCCCGGCCAGCCUACAGGGGUCGCUGAUACGUGGUGAGCCCUCCCCACCCGGGCGACGCUCUGCCAAUUGUGCACUGCCCCUUGGGAACUCUCGUCCACUGUCGGCAGUGGAAUAGCCUGGACUCGAACCGGCGACCUCCAGGCUAUAGGGUGCGUCCUGCACUCCACGUGGAACGAUUUUACCAGAUGCGCCACUCGGGAGCCCAACAUGUAAAUCUUUUUACACGGUAUAUGCAAGUACACAAUUGUAUCAGAAAAUGGUUAGGAUUAGGGUUAUAUUGUGCAAAAAGAUGUACACAUUAAGUGCAUUGUAACUAUGCAUAAUAACACUGUAAUUAUGUGUAAGUACACAGGUAUAUACGAAGUAACUGCUAUGUAAAUACACAGUAAUUAGAGACACUUAAUUUACAGUGUGACCAAAAAAAAUAAUAACAAGCUUCAAGCUUCAGGCAAUAACAGAAGGAAACCAGUUAACACAUUGAUAAAGCUGUCCUGUGCUCUGGCAAAUAUUCCGUGAUUCGAGUCUUUAUCUAGGUCAUUCUUGUAGAAUUAUCCAUGCAGCCGUGAUGAAGCGGGGUUGGAAGUGACCUGCUAUAUACAGGUUCCAAGUUUUUUUCUUCCAUCACAGGAAGCAAAGCUUUUUUGUUGUAUACUAAAUUAGCCCCCAGGGCCCUGAUGUAAGUCUAUAUGCUACAUUCACUGUGAGGAACUAAGCUGGAUUGGUGCCUUGGCAAAGAUUGUUGUACAGCUUGCAUAGCACAAAAGCAUAUUGCAAAACAAAAUCCUAGAUUUCUUCUUCUUCGUUUUUUUUUUGUUUUGUUUUCUUUGGCCAUGUGUUAUUAAGGCAUGGUGCCACUAUUGUUAAAGGUACUGCAAGCUAAAAUAUUUUAAGAUAAACCUCUCCCACAUGGCUCGACUUUUUACUUAAAUUACUGUUUUAUUUGUCUUUAACCGAAAUUUGUGUUUUGAUUUGGAGGGUUUAAAUUAAAACAAAAACAAACAAACAAACAAAAAAGUAUAAUUGUAUUUUUGUUCUAUUUAGAGUUUUGUUGAUUUAUUUGUGUAUUUUUUUAAUUGAAAAUAUUGCUUGCUUAUCAAUCAAAAAGAGAAAUUCAAGCUAAUUUCACUAAAAAGAACCCCCCUGGGACCUGGAGAAAUGUUCGUUAUAUCAGGGUGUUCACUAUAAUAGGGUUUGGCAUUUUUUUUGUAUCAGAAUAAUGACAAAAACGGCAACUUUGAAUUGAACAUCAAUAUAUAGUACUUUUAUUAAGAUUCUUUUACAUUGACCAAAAUGUAAACGGUAUUGUGACAAGGUACUCAUGUCACAUGUGCGCGCAGGAUUUAUUAAAACAGAAAAUAAACAAACGGGUCAUGUGACGCUACCAACGAUGGUAACGCACAGAGGACAUAAAAAAGACAGGCAGGCAGCAAGUCUCAAUCGAGCGCCCGUCUGUAAACAAUCAUUUUGAUCAAACAGAACAACUCCAAAAAGCACACAAAACAAACCCGUUUCCACUUAUAAAUUACACCAACACUAAUUCCCCCUGUGGUAUGUUGAAGAGAAAACAGUAAAGGAAUGAAAAAGUUAAGAAUGUACACUUACAUGAUGCAGUAAUCACAUGUCCUUUCUCUUGAAAAACCUGUCCAGCGUAUAUUGCUCCUCACGCCCGUUGCUUGGUUGCAGUUUGUGUGAAGAUGACGGCCAGGCAACGAUUGCAUUCGUCAUGCAUGAUUCAUACUACAAUAGAUCACCUCUGAAUUAGCGUUAUCUUUGAAUUAGUCAACCAUGGUCUUUGUUUUCACUGAGACAAUAACACACUUGACACGAGAAAGUUCAGUGUUAGUCAGUACUGAGAUCGUUGUAUCCGGGUCGAUCCUGUACGUGAUCGUUCUAAAUAGGGCUAAUUUGCAUUGAAAAAAUCGGUUCUUGCUGUUGGGAUCGUUAAAAACGGGUGUUCGUUAUAAGAAGGGUUCGUUAUAGUGAAGUUAGCCUGUAUAUAUUUUAUUUUAUAAAUAAAAAAGUAUAUGAUUGCUUAAAACUUUGAGCAAAUUAUUAAAUGCAAGGUUAAUUUUAAGUUUAAGAAAUAUAUAUUAAAACCACAUAAUUUAUAUAAAAAAUACUGUUCUGUUACAUAGCUGUAUAUAACAUCUAUAGAAUUAUAUAUGAAAAGUGAGAUAUGAAGAGAGAUGGUUGAGCAAGCCGCUGCCUUUAUAAUGAUACAUUAUAAAUAUUAUGUUUGUAUUUUAUUUAAUGAAAAGGCUGUUAAAUAUAGUUUUGUUGUCAGCAGAUUUAAAAAUGAAUAUUAUAAGUAUUCCAUAUUUAUAUUUAGUAUGCAUACAUGAAUGUACAUAGUUAUGUGCACGCUAUGGCUUGAGAAAGAUUUCUCUAACUCACUAACGAAAUGAAAUCCACAGAUAUAACUAAUACUUAAACUAAUUCCUAGUGCAGGAAAAGAGAAACACUUCUCAAGAUAUCUCCGUUUUAAGGGAACAAAACUUGUUUGAAUCAGAGCUACUGAGUUGUUUCAGUACAGCAACAAUCACACAUUUCUCUUGUACUAAAACUGUUCAGUUUCAUAUAAGAAAAUAAACAAACAUCAAAAAAGAGGGCAACGUUUGCUUCCAGUUUACAUUGCGGUACAAUACAGUACUAUUGCAGAAACUGUGUGAUUGUCAUCUGUCUGCUAUCAUAAUCUUUGGAGUGAUUUGUUUCAAAAAGACUAAAGAAAAAUCCCUCUGUCUAGUUUCCCCCCUUGUCAGUUGCUCCAUGUGUUCAGGAUUCUUGUACCUGCCAGUCUAUAGACCCUGAAGUCUGGUUACUUACUGUUUUUGCAUUUUUAAUAUGUAGGUAAACCCCACUUGAAAUCUACUGCUUGGAACCCAUUUACAUUGUGGAUAGGGUUAGGGUUAGGGUUCGGGAUAGAGUAAGGGUUAGGGCUAGGAUUAAUGACACAUUUACAUUGUGGAUAGGGUUAGGGUUGGGGAUAGAGUAAGGGUUAGGGCUAGGAUUAAUGACACAUUUACAUUGUGGAUAGGGUUAGGGUUAGGGUUGGUUAUAGAGUAAGGGUUAGGGCUAGGAUUAAUGGCACAUUUACAUUGUGGAUAGGGUUACAGUUAGGGUUGGGGUUAGAGUAAGGGUUAGGGCUAGGAUUAAUGGCACAUUUACAUUGUGGAUAGGGUUAGGGUUAUGGUUGGGGAUAGAGUAAGGGUUAGGGCUAGGAUUAAUGACACAUUUACAUUGUGGAUAGGGUUAGAGAGACCCCAUCUCUCUCUCUCUGUCAUCCUCAUCUCCCACAAAAGAUUACACAGAUGAAAAAUACAGACCUAGCUAACUCAGAUAGCAAUCCUCUUUGCAGUAUGGUAUUAUUGUGACUCCCCCACUCACUGAGUGGCUGUUCACAGUCCAAGGUUAUUUCAUCUUUGGGUUCAGGACGCUGUGACAGACCUUGUCUUUUAUAUGACAGUAAUGUGAUAUGUCUUUGAUUACCUAUAAGGUCAGGCACCGGAUCUCAGCCACAAACAAUAAAAAGGUGCAUUAAAGGUACUUGGAACAAGCAUGAUCUGUGGGGCUGUGAAGGUUAUUAGCAUGAAGAGUCAAUCUGACUUUGUGAUAACACCGAUACAGCCAAUGCCAGCUUGAACGCUUUGGCGUUAGUUUGCCAGGGUAAACCGGGUACACAGCACAGCAAAGGUUGAUUUCUGUUAUUACGUUAUUGGCUUAAUACACACAGCUUGUAAUAGCAAUACACACUGUAAACAAUGAAGUUUCCACUUAGAAAUAUCUUGGGAUCUGUUAAGCACAUGUGAUGUCAGUUCAAAAUGCUUAAAUACCACAGUCGCUGUGUGUGAAGUCACUUGCUGCUUCUCUGUGUGUGGAAUGCUGUUGAGUCCUGGCACUGCACAGUGUCUUGUGUGCUGGACAAGGACUCCUCGGAUCACAUGGCGCGUUCCUCAAACUAACAGCAAGGAGCCAGGCGAUUGUAACCCGUGCCUGGGCCAAGCUGCUCAGCCAGCUUUCAAGUACAAAGGGUUUUGCUCUUAGUUCUCAAUCUUUCUUAACUCAUUUCAUAAUCAGGAAAAUUAGAGAAAAGCCUGGUUGUGAGUUUAGUUCAAGGGCUCAUUAAAACAACAUCUGCCAUUUAUACAGUAGAAGGUACUUUGGUAUUGGGAGAGACAAUUAACAUGUGGGUGCCACAUUAUUAUUAUUAUUAUUAUUAUUAUUAUUAUUAUUAUUAUUAUUAUUAUUAUUAUUUUAGCAGAACUCGUGUGCAAAACAGAACCUACUGGUCAGCCAAUGUAGUCCUCUUUUUUGGCUCAACAAUAGUCAUAUAAUAAUAAUAAUAAUAAUAAUAAUAAUAAUAAUAAUAAUGUAACCACAUGAGAAGGUACUUAAAGUAAAGUGUUACCAUCAUAAUAACAGUAAUGUAUUAACAAAAAGCCAGAGUCUCCGUCUAUAUUCUUUCACCACAUGGAUGAUUUUACAGGUUUGAAAAGUUUUUAAAAGAAUUUUUCAAACACACGAGUACACAAGCACCUUGCUGAGGCCACGUGUGCUCAAACCCUUCUCACACGUGUGAUACGGGCGCCACUCCCGACCACAGGCAUGAUGGGACCAUCUUAAUAAGAGGCAAACCAAGCUUAAGGGGAAACCGUUGUGGAUACCCCCGCUGAGAAAAAGACUGUUUUCUUUAAGGGGGUUACUUCUUAUGUCAUUUUAUACACUGUGCUUUAAUGUUUAGAACUUUUUUGCACUAGUUCUAAAAACUUUUUUUUUUUUUUUUGGAGAUGGUUUAAAAAACUGUGCUAUAUAAUUCAGUUGUAUAACAAAUAUUAUAUCAUAUCUGUGUUUCUAGUCUUUACCUGUAUCUGUAAUGUUUUCUGUUUCUCUUGUAUUUUGGGCAGACAGCCGCUGCUCAAUGUUUAACCCUAAUAAAGAAACACAAGCAUUCAUUAUA